Molecule: messenger RNA, 2847 nt
Organism: Diaporthe batatas
Lineage: Eukaryota; Fungi; Ascomycota; Sordariomycetes; Diaporthales; Diaporthaceae
Exons: 3
Coding region: 457-2592 (711 amino acids)
Biological process (GO): retrograde transport, endosome to Golgi; endocytic recycling; Golgi to vacuole transport
Cellular component (GO): GARP complex
Molecular function (GO): syntaxin binding
Source: RefSeq, a predicted model, not a curated record
CCGAAUGUGACGUGACGUAGGAGAUAUAUGUGCGGCGACCGUGUGGAUAGAUGGCCCCUAUUUUGGGUUUGCGGUGGAUCGACAGCUGGACAGCUAGCUAUCCGUAGACCGAGCGAUACGCGGUACUCCGUAGCUGCCUCGUCGAGUCCUUAUCGAUAAAGGGUUUACGUAGCCAGAACAGACCCCUGGAUUGCAACGGUGUCGAGGGCGAGCUGACCAAGGAAGGGCCCAAGCAGACGGAUGGUAUUUGAGUCGCUUCAUUCCUCCCUGUAAAUAAUUCCCACUCCAGCUACAAGAACUGCCCUGACGCCCACCAGUGCGACCUCGAGCGAGCCCGUGCGCAUGAGAGCGUGACACGAGGGCGCCCAUCUCACGAAUGCGACCAAACCACCACGUCCCACGUCCCGCUCCCUAGCUUCCCCCUCGCGACCACGACUCCCGACCACGAUCGCGACCAUGUGGCUUGACCGACUUGGCGCACAACACAACCUACAGUCGCCCUCCAAUCCCAACAGCAGGCCCAUAUCCCCGCUGCCGCGACGAGUGUCAAGCCAGCGUGGCAGUCCCUACAUCACAUCACAGUCACGGUCAGGGAGAGGCUCCGAGACAUCACUGGUAUCCUCCAACAGCGACACCGGGUCGUCUGUCUCCCUCCUCAGAGGUUCGGGGCGACCCAAUGGCGGCCAGCUGGGCACCUCCUCACUCAGGCAGACCACCACCGUCGACGAUGGGUCCGAGUCGCUGUCCGUGCUCGGCAAGAUCCUUGGGAGCGAGGUGGCCCCGGACCGAGCAGAGUCGAACGGCGCCGCGUCGCCUGUGCCACAGCUGGCAGACCUGUUUAGCUCAACGAUAACACAAGAGGAUCUCGAGAUGGAGUUCGACUUCGGCGGGGUCUCUCUGCGGGAGUUCGUCGCCCAAGGCGACAACGGGAGGCCCGGCGCAGGUGUACAUAGAUCGCAGACAGUGGAAGAAUACGAGCAGGCCAAGACCAAGUACGAGGACCUCCACAGGUCGAUACGCGCGUGCGACGACGUCCUCAGCUCCGUCGAGACGAACCUGACGAGCUUCCGCGACGACCUGGCCGCCGUGUCCGCGGACAUUGAGCACCUGCAGGCGCGGUCGACGGCGCUCAACGUGCGGCUGGAGAACCGCAUGGCCGUCGAGAAGGGCCUGGGCCCCGUGGUGGAGGAGCUGAGCGUCUCGCCCGUGGUGGUGUCCGAGAUCGCCGAGGGCCACGUCGACGAGUCGUGGGUCAAGAUGCUGGCCGAGGUCGAGAAGAGGUCCGAGGCGCUGGCCAGGAACUCGAAGCAGCAGCAGGGGCAGAGCAGGGCGCUGGCGGACCUGGCGCCGCUGCUGGAGAAGCUGACGCUCAAGGCCAUCGAGAGGAUAAGAGACUACUUUGUCGCGCAAGUAAAAGCUCUGAGGUCACCACAUAUGAACGCGCAGAUCAUCCAGCAGCAGAAGUUCCUAAAGUACAAGGAGCUCUACGCCUUCCUCCACAGACACCACUCCCAGCUGGCCGACGAGAUCUCCCUCGCCUACAUGAACACGAUGCGGUGGUACUACCUGAACCAGUUCGGGCGGUACCAGAAGGCCCUCGACAAGAUCAAGCUCCACGUGAUCGACAAGACGGACGUCCUGGGCCACGAGGACACGUCGCGCAAGGCGACGGUCCUGGGCGGCAGCGCGCGGGGCCUCGGCGGCCCGCCGCACGACGCCUUCAACCUGGGGCGGCGCAUCGACCUGCUCAAGACGCCCAACCAGACGGCCCUCAGCAGCUACCUCGCCGAGGAGGACCAGUCGACGCACCACCUCGAGGUGCCCUUCCGCAACUUCAACCUCGCGCUGCUGGACAACGCGACGGCCGAGUACACCUUCCUGGCGUCCUUCUUCACGCCGAGCCUGAGCCUCGCGCGCGUGGGGCGCAACUUCAACUACAUCUUCGACCCGACCUUUGCGCUGGGCCAGAGCCUCACGCGCUCGCUCGCCUCCGAGACGUACGACGCCCUGGGGCUGCUGCUGUGCAUCCGCCUCAACCAGCACUUCGCCUUUGAGCUGCAGCGCCGCCGCGUCCCCGCCAUGGACGGCUACGUCAACGGCACGUCCAUGGCGCUGUGGCCGCGCCUGCAGGCCGUCAUGGACGCGCACUGCGAGAGCGUGCGCGGGCUCACGUCCGCGCUGCCGCAGAGGCCGCUGCCCGCCGCGACGGCGCGCACGACCAGCGCGGCGCCGCACGUCGCGACGCAGCGGUUCGGGCAGCUCGUGCACGGGAUCCUGGCGCUCAGCGGGGGCGGGGACCACCAGUCGCAGCAACACCCGCAGGCACAGUCGCAGCAGCCGGGCGGCAGCGGCGACGACGAGCCCGUCGCCGCGUCGCUGGGCCGCCUGCGCUCCGAGAUGGAGGCGUUCCUGACGCGGUACAGCCAGGUGUACUUUGGGGCCGACGUCAAGGGGCGCAAGAGGGAGCGGUUCCUGUACAACAACUACAGCCUCAUCCUCACCAUCAUCGGGGACCUCGGGGGCGGCAGGAUGGCGGCGGAGCAGGUCGCGCACUUUGAGGGGCUCAAGGCUGCUUUCCAGGAGGCUGCCUGAGCCUGUUCUGAUUCUGAUCUGAUCCGAUCCGAUCCCUCGAGGUGGCGCGGUUGAGGGUUUGAAGGGUAGUAGAAAAGGGGUGUGUGGAAUUGGGGGGGGGGGGUAUGGGUGGUAUUCGAGAGCGGGCGAGGCGAUUGGUGUUGGGAGAGUUGUAUGAUAUUAUCAAUCUACAGAAAGGGGUCUGUCUGUCUUGGUCAUACGCUGCCUUACUCGUCUUGCCGAAGGCCGGGGCGCACAAGGCUUGACGGCGGUGGC